Molecule: messenger RNA, 1314 nt
Organism: Patiria miniata (bat star)
Lineage: Eukaryota; Metazoa; Echinodermata; Asteroidea; Valvatida; Asterinidae
Gene: wdr45
Product: WD repeat domain phosphoinositide-interacting protein 4-like
Exons: 10
Coding region: 203-1231 (342 amino acids)
Biological process (GO): nucleophagy; autophagy of mitochondrion; protein lipidation
Cellular component (GO): extrinsic component of membrane; phagophore assembly site membrane; cytosol
Molecular function (GO): phosphatidylinositol-3,5-bisphosphate binding; protein binding; phosphatidylinositol-3-phosphate binding
Source: RefSeq, a predicted model, not a curated record
CCUAAAAUGUGAAUUUAACCUUUGACCUCGAUCGCCUAAACAAAAACACUGCGAUGAAGUUUGACCGACAUAUCGCCACAACUGUGUGAGUUGAAAAGAUUCACCGUCUCAACUCAGCAAAUAAAAUAAACGUACUUGGGCUCAGACCUUCCUGUUUUCAUCACUGAUAUGCUUCAGUUGACCAGAUGUGUAUGAUCUUGCCAUGGCAACGAGAGGGAUACUCAGCCUCCGUUUCAACCAAGAUCAUGGUUGCUUCUCCUGUGCUAUGGACGGAGGUCUGAGAAUCUAUAACACAGAACCUUUGGCAGAAAAGUUAAGAUUAGAUAAAGAUGAACUGGGAAGUGUAGCACAAGUGGAGAUGCUACACCGGACCAAUCUCAUUGCUAUUGUUGGUGGAGGUGUAAUGCCAAAGUUUGCAGAGAACACUGUUCUCAUCUGGGAUGACGCAAAGAAGAAAUUUGUCUUGGAGUUGACAUUUCCGUCAUUUGUGCUGGCUGUCAGGCUUCGAAGGGACAAAAUCAUUGUUGUCUUGAGAACCAGAAUCUUUGUGUACAGCUUUCCCCAGAAUCCACAGAAACUCUUCACACUUGACACCAGGCCAAACCCAAGAUGUCUUUGUGAGGUCAGCCCAGGUAGUGACAAUCAACUCUUGGUUUUUCCUGGCCGCAAGCAGGGUAGCAUACAGCUCGCUGAUCUAGCCAACACAGAACCAGCGACUUCAAGUUCACCGGUAACCAUCAACGCACAUCAGACUGACAUUGCCUGCCUUGCGGUGAACCAGGAAGGAACGCUGGUUGCUACAGCGUCUGUGAAGGGAACAUUGAUCAGAGUGUUUGACACAACUACAAGAAAGCUACUAGUUGAGCUGAGACGAGGGGCAGACCCUGCAACCUUGUAUUGCAUCAAUUUCAGCAAUGACUCUGCGUACCUAUGUGCAUCAAGUGACAAAGGAACAGUCCACAUUUUUGCUCUGAAAGACACUUCACUGAACCGCAGAUCCACUUUCUCCAAGAUGGGAUUCUUGGGUCAGUACGUGGAAUCUCAGUGGGGUCUUGCCAAUUUCACGGUUCCAGCUGAGUCGGCGUGUGCUUGUGCCUUCGGGCCUCAGACAUCGGUCAUCGCAGUCUGCGUGGAUGGAACCUUCCAUAAAUACGUCUUUACUCCCGAUGGAAACUGCAAUCGCGAGUCGUAUGACGAGUACUUGGAGAUUGGGGAUGAUGAUGAAUUCUAAUUAAAAGAUAUUUAUAAGAUGGAAUUCUUUUUUUUGCGUCGGGGUGAUGAAAAUCAAAUUAGGUUUUGCCCUUCACCGACAUA